Danaus chrysippus (African queen) is the source of this 363-nucleotide messenger RNA. Lineage: Eukaryota; Metazoa; Arthropoda; Insecta; Lepidoptera; Nymphalidae. The record is from the annotation of a GenBank genome assembly.
AUGGCAGACGAAGAGGUUAACGGGGAUACUGAUGAGAUACAACACGAAAAGGAUAAAACUCAGAAGAAAGCAGCAAAACACGACAGCGGUGUUGCUGAUUUAGAAAAAGUUACAGACUACGCCGAGGAGAAAGAGAUAUCCUCACAAGAUAUAUCCGGUGCCUUGUCGUUAAUUGGAGACAGAAGAAACAAAGAAGCUGCUGAAAGACUGGAAAAAGAAAAAGAGCUACAAAAAGUUUCAGUUAAAAAAGAUGACAUUGAAUUAAUUGUAAAAGAGCUAGAAAUAUCUCGUACAUUAGCGGAGAGAACUUUAAGGGAACACAGUGGGGACCUGGUGGCCGCAUUAAUAACUUUAACAAAUUAA